AUGGUGCCCAUGCCACGCACCAGCAGGUCUGUUACCUUCAAUGACGAGGAUAAUGAGGUUGUGGCAGGAUCAAACGCCCCAAGAUCGCCGCCUGGACAACGAAGCCAACGAAGGUUGCGAAUGGCUCUCAGUGGCAGGUCGUUUUGGCGAUUUCCAAGCGGUGACGGGACGAUUCCAUAUUAUGUGCAAAGGAGAUUUCGUUUGAAGACCUUCGCGCUAAUGACCUUGCAGCUGAUGCUGGUGUUCGGUGUCAUGGUUCUGGUGGACUGGGCUAGACCGUGGGAAAAGACCCCGCCGGGCCAUCAUCCUGAGAUACUUCGACAGGUCAUAUUUUACACAAUUGGGUUCUUGAACUUGGUGAGUGUGGUGGGGCUGUAUUUUGCGAAGGACAGGUACCCGACAAACUACAUGUUGAUGGCCACGACGACCUUGUUGUCCGGCGUUUUCUGGGGCAUGACCCGUGCCCACUCAGAUGUGACCAUGCACUUCCAGAUUGUCGGCAUCUUGAUGUUCACGAUGGGUGCUGCGGUUGUCUCGUCUUGGGCUCUGGCCAAGAAAGAUCCAAAGAUGCCGGGGGGCUCCAUGCUUUUGGCAUCUUUGGCACCUGGCUGGCUCAUGGGAUGCGUGAUCAACGCCUUAAUUUGCACAUUGUGGUUGCCGACGGGGUCUCUUGAAGUUCUCGCAUCCACAGGUUUUUCUUUCCUGCUGAUCUGCAUAAUGCUGCUGGAUGCAGGCAAGUAUCUGGUGAGUUGCGAGCCGGAUGAUUUCAUGAGUGUGAUCGUUUCAAUGGAUUCAUCUUUACUUGUGAUUGUCAGCAUCCCAUUCUUUGUUUUAUCAUUCUGUCUUCUCCACACUGGGGAGGCGGUUCUUGACCCCACAGGAGAUGUGGAAGCUCCUACUGAGCAUCAUCUGCCAGUGCCAGACCAUAUCGGAGCUUCCAACACUCUCGGCGCACAAGUUGCCCCAAGUUUUGAGCUUGUUUGGGCAGCUUCGCAUGAUGGGAGCAUGCAAGCCGUCCUUAACAAGUGGCAGCAAAGGAGCACGGACCAUCGGCUUUACCUGCAGGAAGAAGCUUUGGCCACGCUGGAUGACUGUGCAGUUUUCAAGCACAGCGCGCAGACUUUGCCGGAUGCUUGUGCAGAUAGGAGUGUAAAGUGCCUACUGAGCAAGACGUCGGGGAUUGUACAGGUCCGCGUAACCGUGGCCCACUCAUCCCUUGACCCUCUCGCCGACUUGACUAGCCAAGGUCCUGCUGAAAUGAUCGCUCGCGAACGGAAGUCGAUCUGGAUGAUGCAGAAAGUGAUUUUGGUCCUUUUGGUUUUCGUUUCCAGCAUCUUACAGGGCAUGCAUGACGACGUUGCCCCGACGUUGGCGCGUUCGGUGCCGGUCUGCGCCCAAGCUGACCCACAGCGUCGCCUUGCCGAUGAGACCGCCGACGAUAGCGCCCGCGCCGCCGGCUGGUCCGGGUGGUCCCGUUGCACAGCCUCUUUGGGCGCGACUGGAACCUGUUGCGGCCGCAGCAUCCCAGGUGCCCGGUGCAGUGCGCACAUUCAGUGCCGCGGUUCCGCCGACCAAGCCAGUGAUGCAGCUGCCCCAGAGGAAAGCUCGGCACGUCGGGCAUCUCGUUUGGCAGAACAGCAAACGCCUGUGCACAUACCGCGACAGGCAUCUUUGCAGCAUCUUCCGCUGUCCUUUGCAUCGACGGCUGCAGGAAGCGCAGUUUCCUCGCGUCGUCCAUCUUCGUCGGGCGACCGGAGCCAGAUGGACAAGGAGACUGCGCCUGCCGAGAAGGAUGAGGUUCGCAGAGCGCGAGAGGCGCCUGCGAAACCUGAUGCCAGGCUACUCCGCAUGCAAAGCACAGGAUGCCUGGACCGCACAUCCAAGCACUUCACCACGCAGCCUAGGCGAGACAUUGCUCCAAAUCGGCAACCUCUGUCUGCCCGUCAAGUCUCCGGCGUGAGUCCAGCCGCCAAUGAGCCGCAGGUCCGAGUGGCAGUACGUCCGGUACAGGUUUGCGCCCCACUGUCAGCCCGGAGUGGGUGUGGCACGGGUGGCAUGCCCGUUGCUGUUGCUGCUCUGCGGGCAUGUACGCAUCGAGCGGCGCCAGUUCGUCAGCAGACGAUGCCAGUGUUCUCGUGCCCUGGUGCGAGGGCACCUGCGGUUUCAGCUCCAUCCAGCAGCUCGAAUGGAUCAAAGCCUUGGGAUGCUCAGACCCUCAGCAAAGAGCUGGACUCCCGAUAUCCAUCCAGGUUGCUGGUGAAUGACAUCAUCACGGAGCUUCUCGAUUCGCGUCCGCAGCCACUGACUGCGCCGGAGCUGAGGAAAAACUUGAAGCCCCGACUAGUCGCUUUGAUUCUGGAUUCGAUUGCCGCAGAAGGACUGCAGACGAAUGGCUCGCAGAGGUCAGUGAGAGAACCUGAACGUGCGAUGCUAGCGGUGGUCUUCCACAAUGCCGAGGUCUGGCAGGAAGUCUGCGGAGCCACGAGGCGCCAGUGCUCCGCCUGUGGCAUUCCUCAUUACUUGGCCGCACGGAUCCUUGAGUCUCUCAGAGCAUUCCUUGGCUUGCCCGAGCUCUCAGAGGACGGCGACAGUGAUGCCUGGGCGCCUCCGCCAGAGCAGCCUUUGCAUCAUAUCGACGACGUGCCUCCGUUGUUGUCUACGCGUGGACGCUGGCAGGAGGAGCAGCUCCCCGCAGGUUUUGCUCUCCAGGAGCCGGUGACAUUUCAGGAAAGGGCGGACGGAGGCCCUGCCGUCGUUUCGCCGAUUUCUCUAGACGUGUCGUGGGAAUUGCCGGAGCGACCUGAAGAUGUGAGCGGGAGUGCAACCUUACCAUUGCUCUGA
Molecule: messenger RNA, 2841 nt
Organism: Symbiodinium sp. CCMP2592
Lineage: Eukaryota; Dinophyceae; Suessiales; Symbiodiniaceae
Source: the annotation of a GenBank genome assembly